AUGAAAUGUGUCGGUCGGCGAUGCCUGCUGGCUCGGCUUGGCCCGGUGCUUUCUGUGCGACACAUUGUCCCCAUGGGAACAACGGCCAAGGAGGAGAUGGCCCACUUCUGGGACAAGAACACCAAGUCCAAUCGUCCCUUGUCCCCUCACAUCACCAUUUACAAGUGGUCCCUGCCCAUGGCGAUGUCCAUCACGCACCGGGGCACCGGCGUUGCGCUGAGCUUAGGAGUCUCCCUCUUCAGUUUGGCUGCCCUGCUGCUCCCAGAACAGUUUCCCCACUACCUGGCUGUGGUGAAGUCGCUCAGCCUGGGGCCUGCUCUCAUCUACUCUGCUAAGUUUGCUCUGGCUUUCCCCCUCUCCUACCACACCUGGAAUGGAGUCCGACACCUGGCAUGGGACAUGGGGAAGGGGUUCAAGAUUCCCCAGGUCAACCAGUCCGGGGUACUGGUCCUGGUCUUGACCCUGCUCUCCUCUGCCGGCCUUGCGGCGAUGUGA
This is a messenger RNA of Opisthocomus hoazin, 495 nucleotides long. The record is from RefSeq and is a predicted model, not a curated record. NCBI's taxonomy places the organism in Eukaryota, Metazoa, Chordata, Aves, Opisthocomiformes, Opisthocomidae.